Molecule: messenger RNA, 741 nt
Organism: Trichoderma aggressivum f. europaeum
Lineage: Eukaryota; Fungi; Ascomycota; Sordariomycetes; Hypocreales; Hypocreaceae
Exons: 1
Coding region: 1-741 (246 amino acids)
Molecular function (GO): acyltransferase activity, transferring groups other than amino-acyl groups
Source: RefSeq, a predicted model, not a curated record
AUGACAAUCCUGAUAAGAAAGGCCGCCGAGGAAGAAAUCCCCGCCAUCGCGCGGCUCGCCGGCCAAGCGUUCCACCCAACAACCGAUUGGAUCACGCGCCAAGUCUUCCCGCUACACCUUCAGCCGAAAGAUAUUCCCGAUGGACAAGCAUCGCAGCCGUGGCGCCGGCUAAGGAAGACUGUAGGCUUCAGUACGCCAAACUGCGCAACCAUCGUGGCAGUUGAUACCGCUCUGAACAACCAAAUCGUUGGCUAUGCGAUAUGGGAUCUGCCGGUUGGGUCCGAGGAAUCUCCCGCCCCCCCUGCAGACCCUGAGCUGCCGGCCGAUGUGACUGAUUUCAAGGUCUACGCCGAGCUCAAGACGAUCCUGGAAGAAGACCAUAAAGCCACGUUUGGCGACAGAGGGUUAAAAGACGUGUGGCGUUCGUCAUCCCCCCUCCUGUUUCCUCUCUAUAUACGGGUACUCCUGUAUAAACCAGACAUGGGACCUCAACCAACUAACGCGCAAACAGAUCUCGAUAUGAUUGGGGUUGACCCACACUAUCAGCGACAGGGAAUUGGCAGGGCUCUUCUGACAUGGGGCGUUGAGCAGGCCACAAGAGAGGGCAGAGACUGCUACUUGAUGGCAACACCGCAGGGACGACCUCUCUACGAGUCUUUUGGCUUUGAUAUUGUGCGUCCGUUGAACAUGUUUGGGGUCAUGCAUCAUUCCAUGAUACUCCGAACAAGUAAAACAACGUGA